Molecule: messenger RNA, 2205 nt
Organism: Daldinia caldariorum
Lineage: Eukaryota; Fungi; Ascomycota; Sordariomycetes; Xylariales; Hypoxylaceae
Exons: 9
Coding region: 443-1975 (510 amino acids)
Source: RefSeq, a predicted model, not a curated record
ACUGUUCCUUCCUCCAGUAUCAGCAACAAGGCACCUUAUCCCCAAUAAGGUGCCUACGUGUCGAUGUCACACAACCAUCAGGAAAUUUGUCAUUUCUGCUCUUCAUAUGCCUUAAGUUCAAGGGUCGUUAGGCACCUAAACACACCCAUCAAGACAGCGAAUUAUGGGUUCAGUUGAGCAAAAAAUUAACCAAACCUCGUUUCGUACGCCAGCCUACCUUGCCCACCAUGAUGGCAGCUAAUCAAGAUCGACCACAUGUACCUUAAGUACCAAAGGGAUAGACACAGAAACCCGAAUACAGAACCUCAAGCUCAGCACAUAUCCGACGACUAUAUCAACAUUAUAGUUCAAAGUUUCUGGAGUGAAGUACCUACUAGGCAGACAUCAUUUUGAAACUACGACCACAGCCACAUGACUGUCUAGGUUAAAAGUAUCAGAGACCAUGGGUCGCCUCCGGAGAUUCGCAAAAUCGUUGAGAUAUAAGCUCUCUCAAAGGUUCAAUGACACGCAGUCUUCCUUAGGCGCAACAAGUUGCCCAAGUGCUCAGAGUGUCCAAAGUACACAGAGCACAGAAACGACGGAAGUUGCAGCGUCAGAUGACUUUGUUGAUUAUGCCUUGCUUCCGGAACCACCUUCGCAGUUCAUUUCGUACCUUGAUCGGUAUCAAGGAGAUCCAACGCGCGUUCUCCUACAGCCAUAUAUAGGUUACGAAAAGUGGCUGCGCCAUGAAUUUACCAAUCCAAACCCAGAAAUCGAUUGCCAUGCCAACCUCGUUCCAAUCUUUAACGGACAAGAAAACUUGCUCAAGAUUCGCGCAAUAGAUUACGAGUCAGCCGAUAAAAGCCGGUACCUGAUGCCACUGCAAGACCACCAGCGAGAAGAGGAUAGAAGCCUUGCGAUCGUUACAUCGUUAGAGAAAUAUCAAUGCAACUUUGAUGGGUUCACCCGGGGUAUAUUGGCUGGUUUAGAUUGGUCCAAUAUUGUCGUAGCUGGAUCCUCUGCGCUCCUCCCCCUGUUAUCUCGUCGCAAAGACGUAGAUAUAAAGGGUAACCACGCAGUAGAAAAGCCGGCUGAAACCUACUAUCAAAUAACUGCGAGCACGAGCGACGUCGACAUAUUCUUUUAUGGCAUUGACGAUGAAGACGCAGCUGUCAGACGUAUUAUCGAGGUCGAAAACGUAAUUCGGAAGAAUCAGAAGCUAUCACCCAAUAAAGGUCUAACACUUCGAUCGGAGAAUGCGAUCACGUUCAUUGCGCCGAAGUGGCCAUUUCGUCACGUUCAGAUCAUCCUUAGACUUUAUAAAUCGAUUAGUGAAAUAUUGACAGGCUUUGAUGUGGAUUGCUCAUGUGUUGCAUUUGAUGGAAAACAGGUGUAUACCAACCCGCGGGGGGUCGCAGCGAUUGCUACACGCACCAACACUAUCGACUUAACUCGCCGGAGCCCGUCUUACGAGAAUCGCUUAUGGAAAUACCGCCAGCACAAUUUCGAGGUGUAUUGGGAUGCGCUAGAUCGAAAAAGACUGAAGGAUAUAGACCUAGAAGAAUACGACAUGGCUCAUCGAAACCUUACCGGACUUGCCAGAUUAAUAUUUUCCGAGGAGGUGCUCAAGAAGGAGCCCGGGCCUACAUGGAAAAAGAACCGAAAUCUCAGGAAACUUGACGAUAGUACAGGCCCGAACAUGGUAGUAGAGUCAUUAAGCGGUUAUACCAACCAUAUACUCCCAUAUGGAAUGCAAUUGACGGCUAGUAACGUCCGGUACACUGUUAUUAACCAGGCAGAAACGCCGUACAUGUUUGGCACGAUCCGAGAAGUUACCGACCCGACGAAUAGAAAGUGCAAAUGGAAAUUGAAGAACAAUCGCAGGAUAGAGCUGACGAAGAAAGUUACUUUCAUCAAGCUUAAUCCUGGCCGACAGAUGAUUGGGAGUUUUCACCCGCUGACUGCUGAUGACUGGACUAAAAUGGCAUAUGAAUAGGGGUACAGUUACCUGUAUUUUAUUUGGGGGUAGACUAUUGUAUCUUACAGUAACCUUAGCAUCAUCAUCUAUCAUCGUACUUGUCCUAUGACUACUCUCGUUAUAUUAACACUUAGCUCAUCAUUGAGGAUGCCAGUGAAGACGGGAAAGGCGUUUGCACUUUAGAAUCUGAUUCUCGGCGAGCUUUUCCGUGCGAAUACGACAUAUCGCCUUGCAGACGCGUAUCGUCC